Molecule: messenger RNA, 1391 nt
Organism: Solanum tuberosum (potato)
Lineage: Eukaryota; Viridiplantae; Streptophyta; Magnoliopsida; Solanales; Solanaceae
Product: RNA-binding protein FUS-like
Exons: 5
Coding region: 53-1201 (382 amino acids)
Molecular function (GO): RNA binding
Source: RefSeq, a predicted model, not a curated record
GUACCCAGAAAAUGCACAUCUCUCUUGUCUAUUGAAUUAAAAUAGAAAAAGAAUGUCUGUUGAGGUUGAAUACAGAUGCUUCGUGGGUGGGCUCGCAUGGGCUACCAACGAUAGAACCCUAGGAGAAGCUUUUUCUCAGUACGGCAAUGUGGUCGACUCCAAGAUUAUCAACGAUCGCGAAACAGGUAGAUCAAGAGGAUUUGGUUUUGUUACCUUUACUGAUGAGAAAUCCAUGAGGAACGCAAUUGAAGCAAUGAAUGGCCAGAACCUUGAUGGUCGUAACAUCACUGUUAAUGAAGCUCAAUCACGCGGAAGCGGCGGCGGCGGCGGUGGUUUCGGAGGUGGCCGACGGGGUGGUGGUGGUGGUGGUUUCGGAGGUGGUGGCGGAUACAAUGGCGGUGGUGGCGGCUACGGUCGACGUGAGGGUGGCAAUGGUGGUGGUUAUGGAGGUGGCCGUGACCGCGGAUAUGGUGGUGGUGGUGAUCGUUAUGGUGAUGGUGGAUCCCGCUACUCAAGAGGUGGUGGUGCAUCAGAAGGAAGCUGGAGGUGUUGUGGUUUCUUGCUAUUGACUCGUUAUGUUACUGUGAGGGAUAUGUGCAAGAACCCUAGGAGAAGCUUUUUCUCAGUACGGCAAUGUGGUCGACUCCAAGGUCCGUUUGUUGCACAGCAGAGAUCAGAUCCGAUACCAUUUUAUUUUGGCUUCGUUGAUCACCUCAUCUCUUUACUCUCUCUGUUACUAUGCUACUUUGUUACUCUCUCUAUGUUACUGUUACUAUUUGUUACUCUUACCCUUAUUCCAUUCCUUUAUACGAUUAUCAACGAUCGCGAAACAGGUAGAUCAAGAGGAUUUGGUUUUGUUACCUUUACUGAUGAGAAAUCCAUGAGGAACGCAAUUGAAGCAAUGAAUGGCCAGAACCUUGAUGGUCGUAACAUCACUGUUAAUGAAGCUCAAUCACGCGGAAGCGGCGGCGGCGGCGGUGGUUUCGGAGGUGGCCGACGGGGUGGUGGUGGUGGUGGUUUCGGAGGUGGUGGCGGAUACAAUGGCGGUGGUGGCGGCUACGGUCGACGUGAGGGUGGCAAUGGUGGUGGUUAUGGAGGUGGCCGUGACCGCGGAUAUGGUGGUGGUGGUGAUCGUUAUGGUGAUGGUGGAUCCCGCUACUCAAGAGGUGGUGGUGCAUCAGAAGGAAGCUGGAGGAAUUAGGUUAGAUAUAAUAAAAUUCUGAAAUUGGGUUUAAUAGUCUAAAAUAUGUCAUAGUUUUGGUUUGGAAACUAUGUUUCUGUGUUGGGUUUUUGUUAGUGUUGUGGUCUCUUGCUAUUGACUCGUUAUGUUACUGUGAGGGAUAUGUGCAAGGUUCAAUCAUCAAAGUUAUAAAUGAUCAACCCUUUUUCUA